GGGCACCAUGGAGCAGAAAUCCGCCAAGGAGGAGAGCACCUCCAAAGGACAGGAGUCCUACCAGCGGAGGAUGUGGAAGAAUUUCCAAGAGAAAACCAAACCCUGGCUCAGUCCGAAACUCGGAUCGGAGCGACGCGGCGCCGGAGGCGCGGAGGGCAGCAAGAAGGAGUCGGGGCUGUGGAUGUUUAAGAGGAAAAAGAAACACUUGGACCGCGUGUUUUCGUCCUCGCAGCCGAACCUGUCCUCCUCUGCCCCGCUGCCUUAUGCGGGAGACAAGAACGGCACCGCCGGCGACGCGGUGCCGGGCACCAGCACGGGCGGACAGCCCGCGUUGCGGUCCCGCGGCGCGGCGGCCGGAGUGACGGGGAGCAAGCCCGAGCUCGCGGCGCACGGCAGCCCGAAGCUCCCCGCGUCCCGGCUGAUCGUGCACCAGCAGAAGAGCUCCUCGCUCGGCUCGGCGUGCUUCGAGAAAUUAGUGGUGGACCCGGCGAUCGCGGCGGGAGAGGAGGAGCAGCUGCGUAAAAACGCGAGUGAUUCUGGCAUCAACAUCGUGGGCCCAAGUAAUGCCGAGCCGCCGCCUCGACCUCCCAGUCCAGCCAUGUACCAGCUGGACAUCGUCCUGAAGAAGGGGAGCAACCUGGCUAUUCGGGACCGGACAGGAACUAGUGACCCCUACGUGAAGUUUAAGAUCGCAGGGAAGGAGGUGUUCAGAAGUAAGACCAUCCAUAAGAACCUGAACCCAGUGUGGGACGAGAGAGUGAGUCUGCACGUGGAGACCCUGAGGGACCCGCUCUACGUGAAGGUUUUUGACUAUGACUUUGGACUCCAGGAUGAUUUCAUGGGCUCAGCCUAUCUCUACCUGGAGUCACUGGAACACCAGAGGACACAGGACAUUACACUUGACCUCAAAGACCCACAGUAUCCUGAACACGACCUGGGCAGCCUGGAGCUCGGCGUCACCGUGUCGCCGAGGGAGGGAGACGUGAGAGAUUCCACCAUGCUUUUGAGAAGGAACUGGAAACGAUCUAGUAAGUAUCAGAGCAUGCGCCUGUCGGACGUGCACAGAAAAGCCCAGCUGUGGCGCGGCAUCGUCAGCAUCAGCCUGAUAGAAGGCCACGGCCUGCAGCCCAUGGACGCCAACGGCCUCAGCGACCCCUACGUCAAGUUCAGGAUGGGCCACCAGAAGUACAGGAGCAAGACAAUACCCAAAACACUGAACCCCCAGUGGAGAGAGCAGUUUGAUUUCCACCUGUAUGAUGAGCAGGGAGGGUUUGUGGACAUCACUGUCUGGGACAAAGACGCUGGGAAGAAGGAUGAUUUCAUGGGAAGAUGUAGCAUCGACUUGUCCCUCCUCGGUAAAGAGCACACGCACAAGCUGGACCUGCCGCUGGAGGAAGGCGACGGCGUGCUGGUGCUGCUGGUUACGCUCACCGCCUCCGCCGCCGUCUCCAUCUCGGACCUGUCCGUCAACAUGCUGGACGACCCACACGAGCGGCUCCAGAUAACGCAGAGAUACAACCUGUGGAGGUCGUUCCACAACCUGAAAGAUGUCGGCGUGGUGCAGGUCAAGGUCAUCAGGGCUGAGGGGCUCAUGGCAGCGGAUGUCACAGGGAAGAGUGACCCGUUCUGUGUGGUGGAGCUGAGCAACGAUCGGCUGCAGACGCACACGGUCUACAAAAACCUGAACCCAGAGUGGAACAAGGUCUUCACUUUUAACGUGAAGGACAUCCACUCAGUACUCGAGGUCACUGUUUACGACGAAGACCGAGAUAGAAGCGCAGACUUCCUGGGGAAAGUGGCUAUUCCUCUACUAAAUAUCCAAAAUGGAGAACGCAAAGCCUACGCCUUGAAAAGCAAGGAGCUGACAGGGCCAACAAAAGGGGUCAUCUUCCUCGAAAUAGACGUGAUUUUUAAUGCUGUGAAGGCUGGCCUCAGGACGCUGAUUCCCAUCGAGCAGAAAUACAUCGAGGAGGAGCCGCGUGUGUCCAAGCAGCUGCUGUUGCGCAACUUCAACCGAGUCAGGCGCUGCAUCAUGUUCCUGAUCAACACUGGCUGCUACAUCAACAGCUGCUUCGAGUGGGAAUCUCCACAGAGAAGUGUCUGUGCCUUCGUGCUUUUCGUGAUCGUGGUGUGGAACUUCGAACUCUACAUGAUUCCUAUGGCUCUGCUGCUGCCUUUGGCCUGGAACUACAUCCUCAUCGCGUCGGGGAAGGAUACGAGGCAAGACGUGCAAGCGGUGGAGGACCUGCUGGAGGAUGAGGACGAGGAUUUUGACAAAGAUGACAAGCGCCCUAAACCAGGCCCCUGGGAGGAGAGCUGUGAUAAAAACCAUAUCCUCGAGGAUAUGUUGGCUUCCUGGCACUUUGAGUGGAUUCGAACCAUGGUGGACUCGGAGAGAAAGGGCUUCAUGAACAAGCUUUAUGCCAUUCAGGACGUGUGCAUCAGUGUGCAGAAUGCACUGGAUGAAGUGGCCUCCUAUGGGGAGAGGAUAAAAAACACAUUUAACUGGACUGUGCCUUUCUUAAGCUGGCUUGCCAUUGUGGCUCUGGGAGUUGCCACCAUCGUCGUCUACUUCAUCCCUCUGCGAUACAUCGUGCUAGCAUGGGGUGUGAAUAAGUUUACCAAGAAGCUGCGAGACCCUUACACCAUUGAUAACAACGAGCUGCUGGACUUCCUGUCCAGGGUGCCGUCCGACGUUCAAGUGGUGCAGUACCGAGAGCUGAAACUGGAUCCCAAUCCCAGUCCAAAUAGGAGGAAGAAAAACAACCCCGGGUAGAUGAGUAGAUGAGUGCGUCCGCCCACCGACUCCUCUCUCCUCCACUUUCUUGCUCCAUUACUGGACACUGAGGAACAGAGGACCACCUCCUGGACCAGCACAGCUCUGCUACCCCCCCCCCCCCCCCCCUUCUUUUACUUCCUUCACGGUUCUCUCCUUUUAAACCUUAUUUUCUGUCUUUAAUUAUUUAUGACGUACUGUACAGUUUGUAUAAAGCAAAAACACUAAAUCUGAGUGUGGUCAUCACCUUCUCGCUUGUUCGUCAGCUCAGACGACUGUGUCUGUGAGUUUGAAUGGACCCCAUCAUUCCCAAACAUGAAAUGCAAGCCUUAUACUAACAGUCUGCAUUAUCUCUCUGCAAUAGAUGGUUCAUAUUGUAGAUUAUGAUUUUGGCAAUAUGUUUAUAUUUUCUAAUUGUUUUUGUACCAAAGUAUAUUUAGUUUCUCUUCUCUUGGAUGUGAUAAUAAUGUGUUCACUUGUAGUAAUUUGGAUCGCGUUUCACUCAGCCAGCCAAGUUGAUUAGCAAUUAUGGCGGUAGCCUCCAGAUAUGUCUUUUUACACAAACACAAAAUUGGACUGACAGACUGAAGGCUUGUGUUGCUACCGGUCUGUGUUUUCAAUGCAGUCUCUAAAUGUGCUUUUUUUUCAAAGAUUCUGACUCUGGCACAAUGAAAAGAUCUAAGCACGGCGGACAGCGCCGGUGCCAGAAUCUGCGAUUGCAUAACCAGCGUUUGACAGUGCCCAGAGGAACCAGGGACAAUACUGUGAAGUAUUAGUAAAUUGAUGUGAUUGCAGGGGCCACUUUGCCGUAGCCUUGUUUAAUCCUGGGAAAACGCUCCUAGCCGGACGUUUCUCUGCAGCACCGGGCCUUCUGCCGUCGUGGCGUUAAUAUAGAUGUCACCCGGUCCAUGCGGCCGGGCAGCCAGGCCUUCAGGCAGCAACAGUCCUAAUCUUGUUUGAAAGGCUGCUCUCCUUCCCUCUCAUCUCCCUGUGUGUUUCCCUGACAGCAGCGCACACACACACACACACACACACACACACACACACACACACACACACACACACACACACACACACACACACACACACACACACACACACACACACACACACCUCCUCUCACGUGAUCACCCUGGUCGCAUUCACAUACUGUAUCCAGUCGUGUGCAGAUAAACACAUAACAUCCCGUUUGAGCAGCCGCGUGGUGUCUCCCUCUCAGCCGUGCGCGCUCGCACAGACACGCCGCCUGUGAUAGUGUGCCCCAGGCUGGCCGCCCUCUCCAUCUGCCCCACCUCCUGUGCCCACAGCUUCACUUUGAUCUGCCGCAGACAGAGCCUUGUGCACGCAGGAUUGUUUGCGUACACACGUUUAUGCAAUCAAAGACGCGCUGCUUCUCCUAGCGGUGCUGUGUGUUACAGUUGUCUCCCCUCCAGCUGCAGACGGGUGCAUAGAUUCGGUUGGUGCAAGUGUGUGUGUGUGUGUGUGUGUGUGUGUGGUAGUAACAGCUGGGUGUCGAGGAGUUUCCAGCCGCAAAGAUGAGCAGCAAGUUGCUGAGUGACAAGACAAAGCUCUGAGGGACUCUGGUCUGAGAUGUCAGGAAUGGCGGCUGUGUGCGUGCGUGUGUGUGUGCGUGUGUGUGUGUGUAUGAGCGCGUGUUUCCUGCUAUCCUUCUUCCCAUCGCGCUCUCCGUUUGCGGUUCCCUCGUUCGUCAGCGAGCGAGGUUUUGACCCCGUCUGAAGGGACGUCUCCUGGGCUUCUAGCUGAGCAUCUGUUGAAAGAUCACAGCUCGAGCUGCAUUUGAGGAGGCCUGCUCUCAUCCUCCAGCUCCCCGCGUCCACCCCUCUCCCCCGUUUGGCCCGUUCGUGUCCUGCUGUCGGUCGGCCCGUCUGUCCAUAGCGCUUUAGAGCCCGUCUCCGCUGUAAAUAGACCUUUCGCGUGGUGUCGCCCUGCCUGUCUGCUUGCCAUCGCCUGCUCCCUCCCUCUUUGCCCAUCCAUCUCCAUCCCUAAAUAUCAACAGGCUCAGAUCUGUCACUCCAGAGGGCCAUUGAUUUUGUUUUGUUGUUCUGAGGAAUCCACUUGAAAGACAAUAACAGACUGUCCCCCAAGAGCAGCAUCGCAGACUGAUUAUAGCCUCUUCAACAAACACACUCUGUGGCUUGUGAAGGAUGGCUUUUUAUGAAGCCUGGAGGGACGGGCUGAAUACCCGAUAUCUAUGUGUCUACUACUGUAUGUAGUUAUUUUACAGCAACUGUGGUGACUCUUGUGUGGUAUUGCAUCCGAAUGCUGCUGUUUCAUUUUUGUUUUAUCCUUUAUUUAUUUAUUUGUUUAUUUUGGUUUUGCAAGCAAACCAAAGUUUUUAUUUUGUAUGAUGUAGACAAAUUAUAAAUUAUAAAACGGAAUGUAUCAGACCGACAGAUGUAAAGGAUAAAAAGCGCUUUUAUUUGCACAAAGUUGAAAUGGAAAACUAUUUUUAAAGUGAAACUGUAGUUCUCUAACUACUGUAAAGUGCAGUUGUGUUUUCUACAGGAUGCCUGUUGGUGGUCUGGUGAUAUUAUACAGUAGGUGUACGCCUGCCUCAUUUUCUAAGCUCCACCGUUUUCCUCCCGCAACGUUGCCUGCCUGUGAUGUCAUCUUCAUACGGCAAAUAUGAAAAUAUUUCUGGUUUGAGAAAUGAAAUGCAUCUGAUGUAUGUUGCUUAUUUUGGGGGGAGAAAAUAGAGAAAACACAAGAUUAAAUAUUUUUUAUCAUCUUCA
Betta splendens (Siamese fighting fish) is the source of this 5529-nucleotide messenger RNA. RefSeq names its product multiple C2 domains, transmembrane 1a (gene mctp1a). The coding region runs from base 8 to 2776 and encodes 922 amino acids. The transcript has 22 exons. Gene Ontology annotation, molecular function: calcium ion binding. Gene Ontology annotation, cellular component: synaptic vesicle membrane. NCBI's taxonomy places the organism in Eukaryota, Metazoa, Chordata, Actinopteri, Anabantiformes, Osphronemidae. The record is from RefSeq and is a predicted model, not a curated record. Gene Ontology annotation, biological process: regulation of neurotransmitter secretion.